This is a messenger RNA of Danio aesculapii, 4496 nucleotides long. RefSeq names its product discs, large (Drosophila) homolog-associated protein 1a (gene dlgap1a). Gene Ontology annotation, cellular component: glutamatergic synapse; postsynaptic specialization. The record is from RefSeq and is a predicted model, not a curated record. Lineage: Eukaryota; Metazoa; Chordata; Actinopteri; Cypriniformes; Danionidae. Gene Ontology annotation, molecular function: molecular adaptor activity. The transcript is spliced from 10 exons. The coding region runs from base 46 to 3048 and encodes 1000 amino acids. Gene Ontology annotation, biological process: signaling.
CGUGUGGAUGCCUCCACUCCCUUGCUGGAUGAUUCCAUCUCUGUGAUGAAAGGGUUAUCCGGCAGCCGCAGCCACCACCACGUGGUGACGUGUGACCCCUCUUUUGAGUCCAUGGGUCACCACUUGGACCACAAACCCUACCUCAUCAGCCAGAUCGACAACCCCCACCCGGUGGACCAUUCGUACUACUCCCAGAGAAGCCCCUACCAGCCUGACUGCGUGGUGCCUUAUGGGACCUUCCCUCGCCGACACUACAGCUCCCAGCAUGAGCUGAAGGAUGAAAUGGCUGUGGUUCCCUACACUGGCGGAGGGGUUCCAGCCAGCAAGGGCCAACAGCGGCUCCCUGUUGCCCUUUUGGAUCAGUUCGACCGGCAACUCCCAGUGCCUCGGGACGGCUAUCACACACUGCAGUACAAGCGAGCCGCUGCAGCCUUGGAGCAACGAAGCGACAGUCCUGGCCGAAUCCGACACCUGGUGCACUCAGUUCAGAAGCUCUUCACCAAGUCCCAUUCACUAGAGGGCCCACACCAUGGUAACAGCCAUGGCAAGGGCAGCAUCAAUGGAGGAAAGGCCAGCCCCGAUGGAGAACCUCCUGCAAUUCGGCACCGCAAGCGCAGCAAGAGCCGGGAACGCUGCAAGUCGGCGGAGCCCAAGAACCGGACACCGCCUUCUGGCUACUGGAGUUCAGAUGAAUUGGAGCGUGAGGCCUGCCUGUUUCACCACGGACCACCGGGUGUCAUGACCAUGGGCCGUCACCCGGACAAGUCCCAGUCCCAGUACUUCCUGGAGGCUUACAACACCAUCAAUGAUCAAGCGCUUAAAAACUCGCGCAGCAACAACGAUUUGGGCAAGUGCUCGACGUGCACAAGCAUCCCGCUGAGCGUGGACGCUUCACAGCUCGUGAAGAAGAGCUCGUGGUCGUCCUCUCUCACGGUGAGCAGAGCACGUCAAGUCUACCAGAAGGCCUCGGUAAAUGUAGAUAAGGCUCUAGUGAAAGCAGAGGCUUGUCAGCAGGAGCGAUCAUGCCAAUUCUUGCAGGUCCCUCAGGAUGAGUGGGGUGGUUUUCCGCUGGGCAAAGAUGAGGACAUCCCAUGCAGACGCAUGCGCAGUGGCAGCUACGUCAAGGCAAUGGCGGAGGACGAUAGUGGAGACUCAGACGGCAGCCCCAAACCCUCGCCAAAAAUGCAGGCGCGACGGGCCAGUUACCUCAAAGCCACACAGCCAUCGCUCACUGAGAUGACCACCCUAAAGAUCUCCCAAGAACACUCUCCAAAACUGCAGAUCCGGAGUCAUAGCUACUUGCGGGCGGUGAGUGAAGUUUCCAUCAAUAGGAGCCUGGACACCCUGGACCCCAAAGCUCUGCUAGCCUCUCCCCAAUAUCGCUCGCGCAACGAGAGCUACAUGAGGGCUAUGAGCACCAUCAGCCAGGUGAGUGAGGUGGAGGUGAACGGGCAGAUCGAGGCCAUGUGUGAGAGUGUGUUUAAUGAAAUGGAGUCUCAUGCCGUGGACGCCCUGGACCUGCCCAUGCCUGGGUGUUUCCGCAUGAGGAGUCACAGUUACGUGCGUGCCAUUGACCAGGGCUGCUCGCAGGACGACGACAGCCCUUUGCUCCCGGCCUCCCCACCAAGGACCACCACUACUGUCAGAACCAUCCAGAGCAGCACAGUAUCAUCAUGUAUCACCACCUAUAAGAAGACUCCUCCACCGGUUCCUCCCCGCACCUCCACCAAACCCUUCAUCUCCAUCACAGCUCAGAGCAGCACAGAGUCUGCGCAGGAUGCCUAUAUGGACGGUCCUGGAACGAGGGGUGAACCUGUGCUCCACUCCGGCCUGAGCAAUUCCACUGAGAGCAUUGACAGCAUGAAGGCGCUGACGGCAGCCAUAGAGGCGGCCAACGCUCAGAUCCACGGCCCCGCCAGUCAACACGUCAGCAACAGCACCAUGACCAUCACUGCCCCGUCCUCACCACUGCCCCUGCCCGUGCCCGUGCCCAUGCCUGUGCCUGUCCCCAUACCCAUACCAGCCCUGGAGGACGUCCGACGCGAUGUGCUCAGGAAGAGCAGGUGCCUUUCUAUUGGCAUUCAGGUGGAUGGCCCAGAGGAGCAGGAGCUGGAGGACCAGUCCAAGUUCCAGUCAGUGGGUGUUCAGGUUGAAGAGGAGCAUGGUCACCGGCGGUUCAUUCGCUCUAACAGUGUGACGACAGCGGUUCAAGCUGAUUUGGACACUCCAGACUACACCCCGGCAGACUCUCCGGUCACAGAUUUCCCCACUGCUGCAUGCUUGUCCCGACAGUACUCACGAGACGCCGCCACCUCCACCGUCAGCAUUCAGGGCUCAGGGAAUCACUAUCACGCCUGUACCUCUGACGACUACGAGGAUGUUGGUUUCGACCCCUCCAUCCUGCCUCCUCCAGACCCCUGGAUUGACAGCGUCAUAGAGGACCCUCUGGAAGUGGUGGGUCGCUCUGUGUGUCAGCGUGAUGGCCGUUGGUUCCUCAAGCUGCUGCAGGCUGAGACCGAGCGCAUGGAGGGCUGGUGCAGACAGAUGGAGCAUGAUGAGAAGGAGAACAAGAUGCCUGAUGAAGUCCUUGGGAAGAUCCGCGGUGCAGUGGGAAGUGCACAAUUGCUUAUGUCCCAGAAGUUUCAGCAGUUCAGGGAGCUGUGUGAGGAGAAUCUGCAGAACCCAAACGCUCACCCACGGCCUGUGGCUCAGGAUCUUGCAGGAUUCUGGGACAUGCUUCAACUUUCCAUUGAGAACAUCAGCUUAAAGUUUGAUGAGCUUCACCAGCUCAAAGCCAACAACUGGAGACCCCUUGACCCCCCUGAGCGAAAGGAGAGAAGGCUGCCUCCCCCAGUGCCAAAGAAACCCCCGAAAGCCCACCCUCCUCUGGCCAGAGACCGCUCGCUGGAGAGCACAGAGAAGCAGCGGCAGGAGGCCCGCAAGCGUUUGAUGGCGGCCAAACGAGCUGCUUCAGUGCGCCAGAACUCGGCCACCGAGAGCGCAGACAGCAUCGAGAUCUAUAUACCUGAAGCCCAGACCAGACUAUGAAACUGCCAAACAUGAAAACACACUCUAACACCCAACUGCAGAGCACAACACGCCAUACAGAUCUAUAUUUGCCUAAUGUUAAGACCAUUGUAAAUUCAGAGCGACACACACCAGCACCAUGACAGCACAGUAGUAGUGAUUAGGCCUUCAAAAAGUGACACACAUUUCUAUCAUUUCAAGACUUAUUUUAAGCCAAUCAAAAUGAGGCUGUAGGUUGUACUGUUUUGUGAUCAAGCUAACUCUCACAGCACUCUUUGACACAAAUCCAUACAUUUCUUAUUUCUGGCUGUUCUUUCUAUGAAGAAAUUUCAGCCGAGGUAGUGCCCCCUUGUCGGUUAGGCCUAGUAACGCUAUAUCUUAUUGUAUAACUAUUAUCUGAGAGAAAUCACUCAGCACAUGACUUGCCGGUCAGCGGGAUAUAAUCUCAAUUCUUAUAGUUUGACUGGAAUGAAAGCAUUUUUUUAAGGUCAAUAUUUUUAACCCCUUAAGAAUUUAUUUCUCUCAAUACAGGCUGGCUACAGAGUAAACCACUGUUGAACAAUGACUUAAAUACCCAAAGUUGCCUAGUUCAGUGUUUCCCAACCCGGUUCCUGGAGGCACACCAACAGUACAUAUUUUGUAUGUCUCCCUUAUCUAACCCAUUCGUGUCAGGUUGUGGAGUCUCUUCUAAUGUUCUGAUGAGUUGAUUCAGGUGUGUUUGAUUAGGGAGAGGUUGAAAAUGUGUACUGUUGGUGUGCCUUCAGGAACAGGGUUGGGAAACACUGGCCUAGUUAACCAUAACCUGUUAAACAGCACUUGGAAAAUAUUUGAAAAACAUAGAGAAUGUUACAGCGGGUCUAAUAAUUUGGUCUUCAACCACUUUAGAAAUUUUAAUUAUUUUUAAAAAAAAAAUCCUAAGUGAUGUUUAACAACAAGGCAUUGUUCUCGGUCUUAUUUCCUUUUAGUUUGGCUGUAAAUGUAUGAUUAGCCCCCUUAAUAUAUUUGUUCUACCACUGUUGUGCAUCAACCUAAUGAACUUACCUAUCCUAGUUAACCUAAUUAAACUAACAGGUUAAUGAACCUAUUUACUUAAGAACCUGGUUAAUCCUUUGAAAUGCACUUUAAGCUGAAUAUGGUAUCUUGCAAAAUAACCAGUAAAAUAUUAUGUACUGUCAUCAUGGCAAAGACAAAACAAAUGAGUUAUUAGAAAAUAGUUAUUAAAACUUAAUUGUGUUGGGGAAAGUUAAUUUAGAAAGUAAUGCGUUACAGUAUUGAGUUACUCUCCAAAAAAGUUACUAGUUGCGUUACUUUUUAUGUUAAGUAAUGCGUUACAUUACUUUUGUGUUACUUUGUGUGUGUGUGUGGCCUGGCUGAGGCUUGAUCUCUUUCAGAACUUGCAGGGCUUCUUUUCUUCUACUUUCUUAAAUAGAGGAGCCCUGCAAUUAAUAACACACUGUACAACCAUCAUU